Molecule: messenger RNA, 2979 nt
Organism: Acinonyx jubatus (cheetah)
Lineage: Eukaryota; Metazoa; Chordata; Mammalia; Carnivora; Felidae
Gene: GRB2
Product: growth factor receptor bound protein 2
Exons: 6
Coding region: 356-1009 (217 amino acids)
Molecular function (GO): protein binding
Source: RefSeq, a predicted model, not a curated record
GCGGAGAAGUUCUCGCGGGACCCCGACGAGGAGCGGAAGCCAGGCGGCUGUGCUGCUUCGGCGAGCGGGCGGCGGCGGCGACGGCGGUGUCGACGAAGAUUGAAGCGGUGACGGCGACGGGCACAGGCGCUGCCCUAGGGGAGCAGCACCGGGGUCGGUGGCCGCUCGCACCGCUGCGGAGGGGACGGCCGGGCGCGGAGCGGAGCAGCUGCGCCACGGGCGGCAUUGUGCGUCCCGGAGUGCACGAGCCGGUCCCGAGAGAGCGGCGAGGCCGAGCCCAGGGCGCUGGGUGGCUUCGGCAGGGAAGACUCCCUUCCCCCGGCUUCAGGCUGCUGAGCACUGAGCGGCGCCCAGAAUGGAAGCCAUCGCCAAAUAUGACUUCAAAGCUACUGCUGACGACGAGCUGAGCUUCAAAAGGGGGGACAUCCUCAAGGUUUUAAAUGAAGAAUGUGAUCAGAACUGGUACAAGGCAGAGCUCAACGGGAAAGAUGGCUUCAUUCCCAAGAAUUACAUAGAAAUGAAACCACAUCCGUGGUUUUUUGGCAAAAUCCCCAGAGCCAAAGCAGAAGAAAUGCUUAGCAAACAGCGGCAUGAUGGGGCCUUUCUUAUCCGAGAGAGUGAGAGUGCCCCUGGGGACUUCUCCCUCUCCGUCAAGUUUGGGAAUGACGUGCAGCACUUCAAGGUGCUCCGAGAUGGAGCUGGGAAGUACUUCCUCUGGGUGGUGAAAUUCAACUCUUUGAAUGAGCUGGUAGAUUAUCACAGAUCUACAUCCGUGUCCAGAAACCAGCAGAUAUUCCUCCGGGACAUAGAACAGGUGCCGCAGCAACCAACAUACGUCCAGGCCCUCUUUGACUUUGAUCCCCAGGAGGAUGGAGAGCUGGGAUUCCGUCGGGGAGACUUUAUCCACGUCAUGGAUAACUCAGAUCCCAACUGGUGGAAGGGGGCCUGCCACGGGCAGACCGGCAUGUUUCCCCGCAAUUACGUCACCCCUGUGAACCGGAACGUCUAAGAAUCAAGAAGAGAUUAUUUAAAGAAAGUGAAAAAUUUAAAACACAUACAAAAGAUUUAAACCCACGAGCUGCCUUAACAGCAGCCCGUGAGGGAGCUCAGAACACCUGGCUGGGUCACCUGGUGACCCUCUCACUUUGGUUGGAACUUUGGGGGGGCGGGAGGGGGUGUUGGAUAUAAAAAUGCCAAAACUUACCUAUAAAUUAAGAAAAGAGUUUUUAUUACAAAUUUUCACCGCUGCUCCUUUCUCCUCUUUUUCAUCCUUUUCCUCUUCUGUCCAUCAGUGCAUGACGUCUAAUACCACAUAUAGUCCUAGCUGAUGCCAAUAAUAAAAGAAAAGAAACCAAGCAGGCUGGUAUUUUCUCUAUGCAAACUGUCUGUCGUAGUCGGAAUGACAGAAGAAAGAACAGCCGUCCUUGUGCUCCUCGAUGCACAGAGGAGAGGGCAGUGGGUGGCAGCCCCUGCUGGUCACCUUCUGCCAGAGGGGCGGCCCCCAGCCCCAGCGUCUUGUGACACAGUUGGAAAUGGAGCAGGGCAAAAGGAAGGACUGUUGGCCCCUCACGGCUUCCCGAGAAAAGUCAACCUGAAAACCUUUGUCUCUUUUCUAUGUUGUUUUCUCUCCACGUGGUAUCAUUAAGCACGUUGAUUUUUCAUAGUGCCUUUUUCCUUAUUUCAAGAGUUGCUUAUGAGUGGUGUUUUUUUUUUAUUUGUUUUAAAAUAAGUUAAAGACAGUCCAGAGCUUUUCAGCCAAUUUGUCUCCUACUCUGUGUACAUCAUCCUCCCUGGGUAGGGGGAGGGAGAGAGGGAGUGGGGUAGAGGAGAGGAGGCCAGCGCAGGUGGAGGGUGUGGGCAUUUCUGCCUGUCCGCAGCCACGAGCCUGGAACGUUCAGCUUUAAUAUUUGUCCAGCCCUCUGGGGUCUGCAGUGGCACCUGCUGCCGGGGAAGGAGGAGAGGUUACAGCUUCUCCCACAUCGGACUGGAUCUAACCUAGGGAGGAGAGGGGUCAGAGUCCUUGACCUUGUGAUCUAGGCUGUUGUCUGCCCCUCCUCAACUCCAGAGCGCCCACCGUCCUUCCCCCCACCCCCUCCAGACACAAAACCCUGGAGCCAGCAAGUUCCAAACAGGAAAGCCCAAGGAAAUUAAAACGUCCCUCUGUGACUGUCCCAGGUUGUACUGUGUUCCAGCACUGGGGUGGAAAAUGAGAGCUUCCAUUUUUCUUGCUCUGAAACAGAGGUGUCUGUUCGUGGCUUUCUUCGUUUGUGCUGACUCCCUAACCUGCCCAGGCGAGCACUGGGGCAGCGUUGAUGAAGUGGCUGGGUUUUCGUGUCUCUGUUCCCAGGGGGCUGUGUUUAUAGCUGCCCCCCCCCCCCCCCCCCCAGCCAAGGAAGUGUCUCCGUGAGGCAGGGACUGUUUGGGGAAGGACAAGUGGGAAAUGUAGGAAGGCCGUGUCCAUGGCAGAGCUCUCUCUGCACGCCUUGUCAGCUGCUUGCCCCUCAUAGUGAUGUGCCUGUGAACUUUCUCCACCUGAUCCCAUUCCUGCAACAAAAAAUGGGGCUGCCCGGAGUUGGUGACGGCCUUUGGAUUCUGAAGUCUCCAGUUGGUUGGAGGUUGGAGUCUCCCCUGGACUUUGGUUAUGGAGCGGGACUCGGCCCGGAGUACUCAGAGGCCCCGGAGGCGGCUGCUCUUCUGGACGGAGCAUCUGCCACCUCACGCCCUUUCUGGUAGCUUCUCCUUUCCUUGGUGAUGAUAAGAGGAAUCUCUGGCAUUCUACACCUGGACCAUUUGAUUGUUUUAUUUUGGAAUUGGUGUAUAUCAUGAAGCCUUGCUAAACUAAGUUUUGUGUGUAUAUAUUUAAAAAAAAAAAAUCAGUGUUUAAAUAAAAAGACUUAUGUACUUAAUCCUUUAACUCUGCGGAUAGCAUUUGGUAGGUAGUGAUUAACUGUGAAUAAUAAACAUACAAUGAAUUCUUCA